AUGAAGAAUCUGAAGAAACACAAGAGUCUGUCGGCCGAUCAGAUCCCGAUCCGAAUGCCGUUCGAACGGCUCCACCAAAUGCUCCAGAAGGAGGUCUUCGGCCAUAAAGUGGACAUUCAGUGCACGCAAUACAUUGUUGUGAUACUCGAGUACAUCGCCGCCGACAUCUUCCAGUUGGCCGGACAUUACGUCAAGAAUAUCAGACACGACGUGAUCACGUGUCAAGACAUUAAGAUCCGGUACUUCCAGUUGGCCGGACAUUACGUCAAGAAUAUCAGACACGACGUGAUCACGUGUCAAGACAUUAAGGUGGCGAUGUGUGCGGACAAAGUGCUGAUGGAUAUGUUCUAUCCGGACGACGACGUCUCGCUCAACAGUAAUGUCAACGAAGACCUCUGCGAACAGAAACGGCGGACAUCUGUGACGUACGACGAAGUGGUGAAGGAUCUGAUCCACGAAGAGAAACAAUUCAUUCGCGAUUUGGAUCUCAUAAUCAAAGUAUUCCGCGACCCCUUCCGCAAACUAUUGCCACCCAAAGAGUUGGACAAACUAUUCUUCAACAUCGACGACAUCUACGACUUCAGCGUCAACUUCUUGGGCUCCAUCGAAGACGCGCUGGAAGUGGCGGAGGAUAGCUGUCCGCCGAGUAUCGGCAGCUGUUUCGAAGAGUUGGCCGAAUGCGCCGAAUUCGAUGUCUACGAACGGUAUAUACUGGACGUGAGCCAGACGUACGACGGCUCGCGGGUGUCCACAACGGGCGGCGGUGUCAACAGUCGCGGCAACGAUAAGCUCCAGACGCUGUUGUCGGACCCGAACACCGCCGUAACGCUGAGUACGACGGGUCACGGCAUGAUUCCGGCCUUCAAAUACGUGCUUCCGAAGCUACUCAUAGGGCCGGUGUAUCACUGCUUCUCCUACUUUAAGUACAUCGAUCUCUUCAAAGACCUGACCACCAGUGAUGAGGACAAGGAGUCCUUCGAACAGGCGGAGGGACUGCUCGCCCCACUCAAGAACAACCUCGAGAGGGUCUGCAAACGCAACGCUAAGCCAGGUGAGGGAUAUCUGCGACUAUACGGUCGUACGAAUCGGGCGGCGGCGUUGACGAAGAUGUCUGAAUUGCAGCGAUCCAUCGAUGGCUGGGAAGGCAAAGACAUCAGUCAGUUCUGCAAUGAGUUCGUAAUGGACGGACCGCUGGGCAAACUGUCGGGCACUUCCACCCGCUCGGGCCGUAUCACCGAACGCCACGUAUUCCUAUUCGACGGCCUAAUGGUGUUGUGUAAGCCAAACAACAAGCGCUCGUCGAUGACUGUGGCCGUCGGCGGUAAUCCGCAGUGCGAGUGGCGGCUCAAAGAGAAAUACUUAAUCCGAAACAUUGAGAUUAUCGAUAGGGAAGACUAUAGUAAUGAUACGGAGAUUAACGGAACAAAUUUUUACAAUAAUAACGGCUCGGGAGGCGGCGGUGGCGGCGGCACCGGUACUCACCAUUUGCCCAAAUACGCGUUCGAGAUAGCACCUAGAAAUCAGGCGAGAAUUAUACUGUUCGCCAAAACGCUGGAGGAGAAGGCACUCUGGAUGUCAAACCUUAUACUUUUGAACACCCGGUCAAUGCUUGAGAGGACACUGGACUCGAUGCUCAUCGACGAGGCGAAGAAGCAUCCGUUGCGGUUGCCGUCGCCCGACGUCUACCGGUUCGCCGUCGAGGACUCGGACUCUAACAUUAUGUUUGAAGAAAACAAAUCCAAUUCUAACGUUCCACUCAUUAAAGGUGCAACAUUGUUGAAACUGGUGGAGCGGCUCACGUAUCACAUGUACGCCGACCCGAUGUUUGUCCGCACAUUUCUCACCACAUAUCGAUCCUUCUGUACGCCGCAGACGCUCUUAGACCUACUGAUCGAGCGCUUUGAGAUACCGGAGCCCGAGUUUAAUCAUAACAACACCGCUAUCACAAACACUGCACAACAAAACUCAAACCCACAACAACCGCAACAAUACAUGAACACCAAUAGCGCCAAUCAAAACGUUAAUAACAUUAACAAUAACAAUGACAUACAGUAUAACAACGGCGGCGGUAACGGUGGUGGCGGCGGCGGAGGAGUGGGCCUCAGCUGCUGUAACAACGCUGCGGUCGACGGCGGACCGCACUGUCAGCACAUAUACGAGAAUUCGGAGAUCCGUAACAAUCACCGCGAGAUUCUGAAGCGCUUCCGGAAGGAGUACUCACAACCCGUGCAGUUCCGUGUGUUGAAUGUGUUGCGCCACUGGAUAGACAACCACUACUACGACUUCGAGAGGGACGCCGGCCUUCUCGAGACGCUGAAGAAGUUUCUGGACGAAAAGGUGCGCACAAAGAAGAAUAUGCGGAAGUGGUGCGAGAAUAUUAAGAAAGUAUUAGAGCGCAAGUCAGAGAUGAGCGCCUGUGAGCCACAGAUCACACACAGCUUCGAGAAGACCCCUCCAAACAUCGAGUGGUGGCUCUCCAAAGACCCCCAGAAGUUUGAUUUGCUUACCUUACACCCGAUUGAGUUGGCCCGACAGCUGACACUACUGGAGUUUGAUCUCUACCGAGCAGUCAAACCGUCCGAAUUGGUGGGCACUGAAGGCCAUGGUGUGGAGGUUACAUACUUCAUAUUCUGGUUGGAGAAGUGUAUCGUCGAGACGCCAAACUUCGAGGAACGGGUGGCCGUCAUGUCGCGCAUCAUUGAGAUAAUGAUUGUCUUACAAGAGCUAAACAACUUCAACGGUGUGUUGGAAGUGAUCUCCGCCAUCGGGAGUGCGUGUGUCCACCGAUUAGAGCACACAAUGACACAAAUUGAGAAGAAUUCCAAACUCAAGAGAGCCCUCGAAGACGCACAGGAGCUCACAGUCGAGCACUUCAAACGAUAUCACGAGAAGUUACGGUCCAUAAACCCUCCGUGUGUCCCAUUCUUCGGCAUGUAUUUGACAAACAUAUUGCAUAUAGAAGAGGGAAACCCCGAGUUUCUGGUCACUCCACAACUCAAUCACUACGACUCCCAAUCGACGCUCACCUCUAUCUCGUCGGCGACCAGCGUUCAGACCACCAAUACGUCGCUCCUGUCGUUGAGCUCCGGCGGCACCACCUGUUCGACGGCCACAUUGCCAUCCAAUAGCAGUCUGACCGGUGGUGGCAGUAGUGGCGGCUCAACCACGUCGUCGGUGCCCAACACUCCCAACCCUAACAACAAUCCAUUGAUUAAUUUCAGUAAACGCCGAAAAGUGGCCGAAAUUACCGGUGAAAUACAACAGUACCAAAACCAACCCUACUGUCUGACAGUACAGCCAGAAAUCAGGUACCAAAACCAACCCUACUGUCUGACAGUACAGCCAGAAAUCAGGCACUUCUUGGAGUCAUUGAAUCCAUUGGGAGAUCUCGACGAGAAGACACUAAUGGAUGAUCUCUACAACAAAUCAUUGGAUAUUGAACCGAGAAAUGCCAAACAAUUAAUUAAAUACCCGCGGAAAUGGCCGGACCUGACACUGAAAUCACCGGGAAUUAAGCCGCGCGGCAGUCGUGCCAAUCAUCUGCCGGCACUCCAAUCGCUGGACUCAUUACUUAACUCUCUGUCCAUAUCUCAAAACGAGGACUCAAUUGCCGACGACAGUCAAACCCAC
This is a messenger RNA of Medioppia subpectinata, 3630 nucleotides long. The record is from the annotation of a GenBank genome assembly. Lineage: Eukaryota; Metazoa; Arthropoda; Arachnida; Sarcoptiformes; Oppiidae.